CUCUACUUCUCACACUCUCCACCCCUACCCCUUUCCUUUUUUGGCACAAUGCCGAGCAAACGGAAGGCUUCUACACCGAAGGCUUCUACGGCGGCGGCGGUGACGAAUAAGAAGUCAAAGGGACGUGCGGUGGAAAAGCCGGAUCCAGUAGUGGAAGCGGUUUCUUCUACAGUUGAGUGUGAUUUCGUAGAAGAUGAAGUAGAAGUUGAGGAAACAGAGUGCGAGAGCUCGAACGAAGAAUCGUCGUCUGCUCAAAAGGUGAGAAGAGCUGCGCAAGCGAAUGACGAUCAGGAGUGUGAGUUUUCUGGUGAUCCGAUUUCGGUUAGAGACGCUAUGCAGAAAUGGCCUCAUCGCUACAUUAAUCACAAGGAUAGAGUGAAAGCAAAUGGUAAACCUAUGACCUUAAAUGACCAAGAUGAUGCCGACCAAUUAAUCCAGGCUAAGUGUCAUUUUACCCAGGCAGUGGUUGAUGGUCAGAUUUACAAUCUCGGGGAUGAUGCCUAUGUACAGGCUUCAAACGAUGAAGAUGAUUAUAUAUGCAAGAUUGUUGAAUUUUUUCAAGCUGUUGAUGGUAUGCAGUAUUUUACUGCUCAAUGGUUUUACAGAGCCAAAGAUACUGUAAUUAAAGCUCAUGACCAGUUUAUCGACAACAAACGUGUAUUCUUUUCUGAAAUCAAGGAUGAUAAUCCUCUUGGUUGCCUUGUAAAGAAAAUCAAGAUUGUUCCUAUACCCUCAAAUGUAAGGCUACCGCUCAAGGAAAUUUUGAUAUCAAAUUCUGACUAUUUCUAUGACAUGAUGUACCUGCUUCCAUACUCAUCAUUUGUUAGCUUACCACAAGAUGUUUCGAGCCCCAUUAGUGAAUCAGAUUCUACCAUAUCUAGCGAUAGUGAUACUGUAGAUGUCAAAGAACAGAAGCUUGAAAAGAACCUCUUGGAUCUCUAUUCAGGUUGUGGAGCAAUGUCCACUGGGUUGUGCCUGGGUGCUGAUAUUGGUGGUGUUAAGCUUGUUACUAAAUGGGCUGUUGACCUAAAUCAAUAUGCCUGUGAUAGCUUGAAAUGGAACCAUCCAGAGACUGCGGUAAGAAAUGAGUCUGCUGAUGAUUUCUUAUUACUUUUGAGGGAGUGGAGGCAGCUUUGUGCAUCUUGUUCAUUGUUGAGAAAUAAUACCCCGACACACCCUUUUCUGAAAGUAAGAGAUGAGGAUGAGGAAGAUAACAAUGAUAAUGGAGAUGAGGACGAGGGAUCUGGUGAUGAUGAACAAGGUGAAAUUUUUGAGGUGGAAGAGCUUUUAGAAAUUUGCUAUGGAGACCCAAAGGAAAUAAGUAAGCCUGGCCUUUACUUUAAGGUACGUUGGAAGGGUUAUGGCCAAGAGGAAGACACUUGGGAGCCAAUAGAGGGCUUAGAUGGUUGCCAAGAGAAAAUAAAGGACUUUGUGGCCAAGGGCUUCAAAGCAAGUAUUUUGCCAUUGCCUGGGGAAGUAGAGGUCAUAUGUGGGGGACCUCCUUGUCAGGGAGUAAGCGGGUUUAAUCGCUUUAGGAACUCAAAGAAUCCAUUAGGAGAUUCGAAAAAUAAACAACUUGAAACAUUCAUGGACAUUGUGGAGUUCUUGAAUCCACGAUUCGUUUUAAUGGAAAACGUAGUAGAUUUAGUCAAGUUUGCAGAUGGGUUUCUAGGAAGAUAUGCGUUGGGUAGACUUGUUGGAAUGAACUACCAAGCACGGAUGGGAAUGAUGGUAGCCGGGGCUUAUGGACUUCCACAAUUUCGUAGGCGUGUCUUCAUGUGGGGUGCUCUUCCUUCAGAGAAAUUGCCACAAUAUCCAUUGCCCACACAUAAUGUUGUUGUGAGGGGUGGAAUGCCCAAAGAAUUUGAGUUAAAUGUCGUAGCAUAUGAUGAGGCCUUGAAAAUUGAGCUAAAGAGAGAACUUUUUCUUAAGGAUGCAAUUUCAGAUCUUCCUCCUGUGGAAAAUGACGAACCAAAGGACGAAAUGCCUUAUAUUGAUGAAGCCAAAUCUACCUUCCAACAUUUCAUAAGAUCAAGGAGAGAUGGGACAUUAGGGUCUGUUUUGUAUGAUCAUCGGCCCCUUCGGUUAAAUGAAGAUGACUAUGAGCGUGUAUGUCAAAUUCCCAAGCGGAAGGGUGCAAACUUCAGGGACCUGCCUGGGGUUCGUGUUCGUGCUAACAAUACUGUUGAAUUGGAUCCAGAUGUAGAAAGAGUAAAAGUUGCUUCCGGAAAGCCUUUGGUCCCUGACUAUGCGAUAACUUUUGUUCGUGGUACUUCCACAAAGCCAUUUGGUCGUUUAUGGUGGGAUGAAAUUGUUCCAACAGUUGUUACAAGAGCAGAACCCCACAAUCAGGUCAUAUUACAUCCAGAGCAGGACAGAGUUCUUACUAUCCGUGAAAAUGCACGGCUGCAAGGUUUCCCUGACUACUACAAACUGACAGGGCCAAUAAAAGAAAGGUACAUGCAAGUAGGAAAUGCAGUUGCAGUACCAGUGGCUCGGGCUUUAGGGUAUUCUUUAGCGCUGGCAUUGGAAGGAUUGUCGGGAGAAAAACCCUUACUGUCAUUGCCACCUAAUUUUCCAUGUCUAGAGGAACUGGGCUCCAAUGAGGAAUCUAUAGAUUAAAUUUAACUAUUUGACCAUCACACAAGCUAUUCACCCGUAGGAAGAUUUUGGGACUGAUCAUUCCAAUAUAAAUCAUUCAUUGCAAAAUUAGGCCAAUGGAGAAGUUGGGAAAAACAUUGAUUUUUUGUAUGUAUCACUUACUGCUAUAUUCGUGAUUCACAGUUUAGUUGCUUUGGCAUAAAUGAAGGCACAAUUUAAUUAUUUUGAUUAUUCAACAUAUAUGCACUUAUAAUGUUAAGAUGUAAUGAUUUGAAGCCUGAAGGGCUGUGACAUACAUUUUGCUUUGA
Messenger RNA from Nicotiana attenuata, 2909 nucleotides. Its product is annotated as DNA (cytosine-5)-methyltransferase CMT3-like. Gene Ontology annotation, molecular function: chromatin binding; methyltransferase activity. The coding region runs from base 49 to 2622 and encodes 857 amino acids. Gene Ontology annotation, cellular component: nucleus. The record is from RefSeq and is a predicted model, not a curated record. The transcript has 21 exons. NCBI's taxonomy places the organism in Eukaryota, Viridiplantae, Streptophyta, Magnoliopsida, Solanales, Solanaceae.